Tachyglossus aculeatus (Australian echidna) is the source of this 5253-nucleotide messenger RNA. RefSeq names its product solute carrier family 4 member 8 (gene SLC4A8). The record is from RefSeq and is a predicted model, not a curated record. Lineage: Eukaryota; Metazoa; Chordata; Mammalia; Monotremata; Tachyglossidae. Gene Ontology annotation, cellular component: plasma membrane. Bases 47 to 3352 code for a protein of 1101 amino acids. The transcript is spliced from 25 exons. Gene Ontology annotation, molecular function: monoatomic anion transmembrane transporter activity; solute:inorganic anion antiporter activity; sodium:bicarbonate symporter activity. Gene Ontology annotation, biological process: regulation of intracellular pH; monoatomic anion transport; transmembrane transport.
AGACGCCCCCGAGGGGAGGAGUGGAGCCCCGGGCCCCGGCGUCGCCAUGCCGGCCGGGACCAGCGACCCCGGCGGCGUCCUCAGCUACCAGAGACCAGACGAAGAGGCGGUGGUGGACCAGGGCGGGACCAGUUCCGUUCUCAACAUUCACUAUGAGCAGGAAGAGCUGGAAGGCCACAGGACGCUGUACGUGGGCGUCCGGAUGCCCGUGGGCCGCCAGAGUCGCCGACAUCACCGGCCCCACGGCCAGAAGCACCGGAGGCGGGCGCGGGGGAAAGGAGCCGCCCAGGGGGACGACGGCCAGGAGCCGCUGGCCCACGACACCCCAUCCCAGCGGGUCCAGUUUAUCCUGGGCACCGAAGAGGACGAGCAGCACGUGCCCCACGAGCUGUUCACGGAACUGGACGAGAUCUGCAUCAGGGACGGGGACGACACUGAGUGGAAGGAGACGGCGAGGUGGCUGAAGUUCGAGGAGGACGUAGAGGACGGCGGCGAGCGGUGGAGCAAGCCCUACGUGGCCACGCUGUCUCUGCACAGCCUCUUCGAGCUGCGCAGCUGCCUGGUCAACGGGACCGUCCUCCUGGACGCACACGCCGGCAACAUCGAGGAGAUCUCAGACUUGAUCCUGGCCCAGCAGGAGCUGGCCGGAGCCCUGAGCCAGGCCGUGCGGGGCCGGGUCCGCGAAGCCCUGCUCAGGAGGCAUCACCACCAGAACGAGAGGAAGAGGGGGACCCUCAUCCCCAUCGUCCGCUCCUUCACCGAGGUCGGCAAGAAGCAGCCCGACCAGCCCUCGAUGGACAGAAACACAGGCCAGAUGGUUUCGCCUCAGUCUGUUCCGGUUCAACUUGAGGGGAAAAAUGGAGUUAACUGUGAGAACAGCGGUGUGGAUUUAAGCAAGGCGGACCUUCACUUCAUGAAGAAAAUUCCCUCCGGAGCGGAAGCGUCCAACGUCCUGGUGGGCGAGCUGGAAACGCUGGACCGGCCCAUCGUGGCGUUCGUGCGCCUGUCCCCGGCUGUCCUGCUCUCGGGGUUGACGGAGGUGCCCAUCCCCACCAGGUUCUUAUUCCUGUUGCUGGGCCCCGUGGGCAAAGGACAGCAGUACCACGAGAUUGGCCGGUCCAUGGCUACCAUCAUGACCGACGAGAUCUUCCACGACGUGGCGUACAAGGCCCGGGAGCGGGCUGACCUUGUGGCGGGCUUGGAUGAGUUUCUGGACCAGGUGACGGUGCUGCCGCCCGGAGAAUGGGACCCAUCCAUCCGGAUCGAACCGCCCAAAAGUGUGCCAUCCCAGGAGAAGAGGAAGAUGCCCGGGGUCACCCCGAAUGGAAACCCGUGCCCCAGGGAGCCCGAGCAGCAUGGGGGGCACAGCGGCCCCGAACUCCAGCGCACGGGGAGGCUGUUCGGAGGGCUGGUGCUGGACGUGAAGCGGAAGGCGCCCUGGUACUGGAGUGACUUCCGCGAUGCCCUGAGCCUGCAGUGCCUGGCCUCCUUUCUGUUCCUCUACUGCGCCUGCAUGUCGCCCGUCAUCACCUUCGGGGGGCUGCUGGGAGAGGCCACCGAAGGGCGCAUCAGCGCGAUGGAGUCCCUGUUGGGCGCCUCGAUGACGGGCAUCGCGUACUCGCUGUUCGCCGGGCAGGCCCUCACCAUCCUGGGGAGCACCGGGCCCGUGCUGGUGUUCGAGAAGAUCCUGUUCAAGUUCUGCAAAGACCACGCGCUGUCCUACCUGUCGCUCCGCGCCUGCAUCGGCCUGUGGACGGCUUUCCUGUGCGGCGUGCUGGUGGCCACCGACGCCAGCUCGCUCGUCUGCUACAUCACUCGCUUCACCGAGGAGGCCUUCGCCUCGCUCAUCUGCAUCAUCUUCAUCUACGAGGCCAUCGAGAAGCUGAUUCACCUCGGGGAGACCUACCCCAUUCACAUGCACAGCCGGCUGGACAGCCUCAGCCUCUACUACUGCAGGUGCGCCCCUCCAGAGAGGCCUAGCAACCACACCUUGCAGUAUUGGCGGGAACACAACAUCUCCGCCCCCGAAACCAACUGGCCCAACCUGACCGUCACCGAAUGCCAGGAGAUGCACGGCCAGUUUGUCGGCCCGGCUUGCGGCCACCACGGCCCCUACACCCCCGACGUGCUCUUCUGGUCCUGCAUCCUCUUCUUCAGCACCUUCAUCCUGUCGGCCGCGCUGAAGACCUUCAAGACCAGCCACUAUUUCCCCACCAGAGUACGCUCGGUGGUGAGUGACUUCGCGGUUUUCCUCACCAUCUUCGCCAUGGUGAUUCUCGACUUCCUCGUCGGAGUCCCUUCCCCAAAGCUCCAGGUCCCCAGCGUUUUCAAGCCCACCAGGGAUGAUCGGGGCUGGCUGAUCAGCCCCAUAGGCCCCAAUCCCUGGUGGACGGUGGGAGCGGCCAUUAUCCCCGCGCUCCUCUGCACCAUCUUGGUGUUCAUGGACCAGCAGAUCACCGCCGUCAUCAUCAACCGCAAGGAACACAAGCUUAAGAAGGGCUGUGGCUACCACCUGGACCUGCUAAUGGUGGCCGUGAUGCUGGGCGUCUGCUCGGUCAUGGGCCUGCCCUGGUUCGUGGCGGCCACCGUCCUGUCCAUCACCCACGUCAACAGCCUGAAGCUGGAGUCGGAGGGCUCCGCCCCGGGCGAGCAGCCCAAGUUCCUGGGCAUCCGCGAACAGAGGGUCACCGGCCUCAUGAUCUUCGUCCUCAUGGGCUGCUCCGUCUUCAUGACCGCCAUGCUCAAGUUCAUUCCGAUGCCGGUGCUGUAUGGCGUGUUCCUCUACAUGGGGGUCUCUUCGCUAAGAGGGAUUCAGUUCUUCGAUCGGCUCAAGCUCUUCGGGAUGCCCGCCAAGCACCAGCCGGACUUUAUCUACCUGCGGCACGUGCCCCUGCGCCAGGUGCACCUCUUCACCCUGAUCCAGCUCACCUGCUUGGUGCUGCUGUGGGUCAUCAAGGCCUCGCCCGCCGCCAUCGUCUUCCCCAUGAUGAAGCAGCCUCCGGGCACCCCUCCUUCCCUCCCGGUUGCCGGGCAGGUCCUGGCGCUGGUCUUCGUCCGCAAGGUGAUGGACCUGUGCUUCUCCAAGCGGGAACUGAGCUGGCUGGACGACCUCAUGCCAGAGAGCAAAAAGAAGAAGCUGGACGACGCCAAAGCCAAGGAGGAAGAGGAUUCGGAGAAGAUGCUGGACCUGGGCGGGGAUAAGUUCCCCCUGGAAACCAGGAAGCUCCUGUGCAGCCCCGGGAAGAGCGACGGCGGCAGGGGCGACCCUUCCGAGAUCAACAUCUCCGACGAGAUGUCCAAGACGACGGUCUGGAAAGCCCUGAGCAUGAACGUCGGGGGCACCAAGGAAUAGAGAAGCCUCGGUCCGGAUGCGGGAGGCCACUCGGAGAGGCCUCGGGGAAGCGGGCGAACGAUGCUGAGAGAGGAGUGCAUUUCCAGUGGAGGAGGAAACACCCCCGAGAGGCGAGUCCCGCCUUCCUGCCCCGAGCGAGCGGGGCCGGCCUUCUGCCCUCCGCAGUGGGCGUCAAUGGAGCUCUGCCGCUCCCAGGGCAGCGUGGGAGCUUCCUCCUGCCGCCGGACCUCUGCCCAUUCCGGACGUGCCCUCAGAUGCCGACUGCGGGGACACGCCGGACUCUCCCCAUCCCCUCCUCCCCCUCGCUGUGGCCCCCAGGGGGUCCCCGGCCCCUCCGGACCGUGACCUCCGCUCCCCGGCCGGAAACCUUGAGAGAUGGCUGAUGUGGUGAGGAGAGGUGGGCCCAAGUUCAGGAGCCCAAAACCUCUAACACCGAUCCUGGGACAGAGGCUCCCCUGGGCCUGCCGGGCUGUUGUACCGGGAGAAGGCGGAGGACCUGGGUCUGGUGGGGGCUUGGGGAACGGGCCUCGAGGGUCUUCAAGGUCCGCUAGAGCUGUGGUUGCUGGAGCAGGCCUCUUCCUUCCCCUCUGCCCUGAGGCAGGGGGUUGGACUAGAUGACACCCCUCCCCCCCAACCAGGUUCUUCUCAGUGUCCGGACUCCACCCCGUUAGCCGGCAGAUGGAAAGGGCACCGCUUCCACGAGCCCUCUGAGGUCCCACAUCCCCGAGCGGCGGGAGGGCCGAUAGCCCCGGCUCCACGGCCACCCGAGGACCAACUCGCCAAAGGGGUCAGAGGUCGGGGCGGAAAAUCCGCUCUCAUCCGUUGUGGUCUCGGGGCUCAGGUGGAGGAGGAUCACCCAGGGCUGCCCCUGGGGGCCUGCUUCUCCUCCCGGCCCCGCCACCCUCUCCUCAACCUAAGUGCCAUCCUCACGCAUGUGACCAGAAAGACAAAGAAAUCGACCGCAAAAAAAAGGGAAAAGAAACCACCUCCCCUGCCCAAACCAGGCCUCACUUAUGGGAAUCAACAGCAUCUCUCCUCUUAGACUGUAAAUCAGUUGAGGGCAGGCCCGCUGUCGUCGUCGUCGUCUAACUGUCCGGGGAGAGGACGGAAACCUCCCGCUGGGAGCCGCCUCGGGAACUACUGACCCGGGACGGUUUUGAUUGGCUCUGGGGCUCCCCCUCCACCCCCCACCCCCUGGGGAGACUGAGGCACAUGCAGGAAAACUGGGGAUAUCAAGGAAAAUUGGGAGGAUCCGAGGGCUUGAUAGGCCUGCCGUCUCAUCUACCUACCCCUGAGAAGUCCUUCGGUCAGCAGACACACCCCCAGCCCUGACCGUGGGUCCUGCCCCAAUCAAACCUGCCCUGCCUGGGCUUCCUCAGGCAAGUGAGGGUCUCCCACCUCCCCUUACUCCCCAGCCCCCGGACCCCUUGAUAUUCCCCGAAUGGCAUCUCCAAGACAGAAAGCGAAACAAAUUCAGCCAAACCUCUUGAAUUUGGAUCAGAGUCGGGGAUGAAGGGGUGAGGAGGGUGUCCAAAUCAGUGAAACCGCCUAAAUGGUAAAAGUGUUUGGGAAGAAAUGUGGUGGUGUUAUUUUUCAGAAGCCGAGAUGUGGGCUGCAGACAGUAAAAUGGGGUCUGGUAGCUCCCGGGGAAGGGGACGGGGUGGGUGCGCGGAAACAAUUCUCCUAGGGUCUACUUACUUACCCUGUAUAUCUGGAGAGGAAGAAACUACAAGUUUCUGACCUUUUUACUUAGUCUGACUGGAGAAUUUGAGCCUGAAUCAGCCAAGUCCAAAUUGGUGGAAGUUUUUACGCUGUCCCCAAAAGCAUGGGGAGGAGUAUAAAAAUAAUAAUGACGGCAUUUGUUAAGCGCUUACUAUGUGCAAAGCAUUGUUCUAAGCGCU